GGUUUACAUACGUGUGCGCACCCAGGGCUGCAUGUGCGUAUGUAAGGAGUUAAUGAACUUUGAAAUGAAAUGCAGUUUCUGGUCAUCUGCUGUAGUAUAUCCGCAGUCUCUGGUCAUCUCCUGUACUAUGUCCGCAGUCUCUGGUCAUCUCCUGUACUAUGUCUGCAGUCUCUGGUCAUCUCCUGUACUAUGUCCGCAGUCUCUGGUCAUCUCCUGUACUAUGUCCGUAGUCUCUGGUCAUCUCCUGUACUAUGUCUGCAGUCUCUGGUCAUCUCCUGUACUAUGUCCGCAGUCUCUG
Messenger RNA from Staurois parvus, 298 nucleotides. Lineage: Eukaryota; Metazoa; Chordata; Amphibia; Anura; Ranidae. The record is from the annotation of a GenBank genome assembly.